This is a messenger RNA of Caenorhabditis elegans, 565 nucleotides long. RefSeq lists its product as uncharacterized. The record is from RefSeq and is marked reviewed. Bases 21 to 362 code for a protein of 113 amino acids. Gene Ontology annotation, cellular component: extracellular region. The transcript is spliced from 2 exons. Lineage: Eukaryota; Metazoa; Nematoda; Chromadorea; Rhabditida; Rhabditidae.
AAAGUUGCAAUUGAGAAAAAAUGUGCCGCUUCCCGACCUUUCUGCUGAUUGCCAUUGCAAUCACUAUGCUUCCCACCAUUUUGUCGAUUACUUGUUUUGUCGGCAAGAACUCUGUUGUCGCCGAAGAAAAAGAUUUUGACUAUUGUGCAACUAUGAAAAAUAUUUCCACUAAAGAAAUUACCUACUCAGGAAGAACCGGAGCCACCCGUGUUUUCGAAAAAGAUGCCAACGAUCUCACAAUUAACAACUGCUACAUUGACUUCAACGACCAAACCGCACUGACUUGUUACUGUCGCAGGAGCAAAUGCAACAAAGUCGUUUCAUCAUUACAAUUUGAUUUGAUGACGAUUGCGACCAAGUGAUUUUUCUCCAAGCAGAAGAAAAAUCUCAACUUCAGUAUAAUUAUGUUUAUUUUACCAAAAGAACUUGCACUCACCUAAAAAUGUCUUAUUGAAUCACCUCCUUCACAGCUAAUACCUCGUUGCUCUACAUACUACCUCAGUACUGUUUUCGCUUGAAUUUUUAGAUGAAUUAUAUAAAUUAGUUAAUAAAAAACAUUAAUAAU